AUGGCCUCUAAGGUCAACCAGACGCACCACGAGUGUGACGCAGGGCCACCCGGAGACCCCUUACGGCUGGCUUCGCUUCCCGACUACACGCUGACUCUGCGACGCUCGCCUGACGAUAUCCCGCUCAUGACGCCCAACACCAUAACCAUGAUCCCCAACUCGCUGGUGGGCAUGCCCAACCUACAUCCGUACAACACCUUCACAGCUGGCUUCAACUCCACCGGCCUGCCACACUCCCACUCCACCACGCACAUCUUGGUAAUCACCGACUUCUUUGCCAAGUACGCUGUGGCAGUCCCUACACCCAACCAAAAAGCAAGAACGGUAGCGAAAUGCCUUUGGGAGAACUUUGUUGUGCACUAUGGGUUCCCUGAGCGCCUUCAUAGCGAUCAGGGCCCAGAUUUUGAAUCACGCACCAUUAAAGAGCUCUGUGAAAUGGCAGGUGUUAAGAAAACUCGAACAACCCCUUACCAUCCCAGGGGAAACCCUGUCGAACGCUUCAAUAGGACCUUGCUCAGUAUGUUAGGUACCUUAGAAGAAAAAGACAAGACUCAUUGGAGAGAUUUUGUAAAGCCAUUAGCUCAUGCGUACAAUUGCACGAGACAUGAGGUUACUGGGUUUACUCCAUAUGAAUUGAUGUUUGGGCGUCAACCCAGGUUACCUGUUGACCUUGCUUUUGGAUUGCCGUUUAAUGAUCUCCCACGUCAGUCUCACUCGGAGUAUGUCAAGCACCUGAAAACCAAUCUGAAAGAGAGCUAUCUACUUGCAUCACGUGGUAUGUCAAAAAGUGCAGAAAGGGACAAAGCUAGGUUUGACAAAUCUGUAACUCAUUGCUUUUUGGAGAUUGGUGAUCGAGUGUUGGUAAGGAACGUUAGGUUACGUGGGAAGCACAAGUUAGCAGACAAGUGGGAGUCUGAGGUGUAUGUUGUAGUGAAUCAGGCAGCUGAUUUGCCAGUUUACACAGUUCGUCCGGAGAGAAAGGACGGUCCUCUGCGUACUCUUCACAGAGACCUUUUGCUCCCUUGUGGAUUUUUACCAUCUCCAGAGGUUGAAACAUCCACACUAAACAAAUCCAUCUCAAGACCUAGAACACGACAGAGUCCUGAUGUUCCGUUAAUUGAUGACAACUCUCUUUCUGAUUCAGAAGAAGGAAAUUCGUAUUGUGGGAACAAUCAUUCUCCAAAUGUGGAGACAUUUUUCUACAUUUUUCUACAGUUCAUGAAAUCUGCAAAGAAAGAGAAACAAUGUACGGUGAUUCUGCUGAUAACUCAGCCAAACAAACUUUUCCAAAUGACGAAAUUUUGCAAGGAGACCAGAUCUUCAUGUUUCUGUUUUGCAGCCUGCGGGCCGGGUACCUACAAGGCCUCUUCCAUGGACGCCUACUGCACCAAGUGUCCUCCUAACAGUUUCUCCCAUCAGGAGAAAGCCUCUGAGUGCUCCUGCGAGAAGGGAUUUUACAGAGCUGACAUGGACCCGCGGUCAAUGGCCUGUACCCGACCUCCAUCUGCAGCCGAGAACCCCAUCUCCACCCUGAACGACACCUCUGUGACUUUAGAGUGGAGUCCUCCCAGAGACAGCGGCGGCCGAGGGGACGUCACCUACAGCGUCCACUGCAGGAAGUGCGCCAGUGACGGCAAGACAUGCAGCCCCUGCAGCAACAGCGUCCACUUUGUACCUAGACAGUUUGGUCUCUCAAUCCCUAAAGUGUUGAUCACGGACCUGCUGUCCAACACCAACUACACCUUCAGCAUAGAGGCGGUGAACGGAGUGUCCGAUCUGAGCCCGACCCCUAAACAACAAGUCACUGUCAACAUCACCACCAGUCAGACAGUGAAUGUGAUCCUGAAGGAGAGAAAGAGUAAAGACAGUAUCACACUGGCCUGGCAGGGACCCGACAGACCAAACGGAGUCAUAGUGGAAUAUGAAGUCAUCUACUAUGAGAAGAACCAAAGAGACCAGAACUACACGGUUCUGAAGACCAAAGCCCACACAAUGACAGUGGAAGGACUGAAGCCGGGCACCACCUAUGUGUUCAGAGUGAGGGCUCGCACUGAUGGAGGCUACGGCAACUACGGUGGGGAGAUAGAGCUGGAGACCAGUCAUGAGGAUAUGCUGGCCAUUGGGGACCCUAACCAGUCCACAAUCCUUGCGGUGUCCGUAGCCGGUGGCAUUGUGCUCCUUAUCUUCCUGGUGGCAUGUUUUGUAGUGAGCGGACGUGUUCUUGUUCCUAAAGAAAUUCUGUUUUGGGGAGAGCCGUUUUCACACCAGACACCUCGCAGAGAUGGGGGAAUCAAAAAGCGCCUUAGUCAGCUCAGCGCUCAGGAAAUUCUGUUUUGGGGAGAGCCGUUUUCACACCAGACACCUCGCAGAGAUGGGGGAAUCAAAAAGCGCCUUAGUCAGCUCAGCGCUCAGGGACAGAAAGCUGGAAGCCGUCAUGAAGAACGGCGCUCAUGUGACAGCAUAUUAGACCGUGAAGAAUGUUCCAGAGAAAGAGAGCAAGAGUGCAUUAGGCAGCACAAAGUGAUUUGUCCUCAUGGUGUCCAGGCUGUACUGAAAGAGCAGAGCUCCAGCCUGCCAACUCGCCAUGGCUGGGCUCCUGUGACCCUGGCAUGGGCGGCCCCUCUCCUCAUCAUUACUGCCAAAUUAAAAGCCAGAAGCCUCCAGCUCAUCUGUCUCCCUGCUGCCGACUCUUAUCACGAGCUCGGCCGCUCCCUCGCCGUGCCAAACGGAGAAUUAGCUGUGAGGUUGUUUGGUUUUAUGGUGCAGUCGUGUCUUGGCAUUCAUUUGGACUCAAAAUCAUAUGUGGUCUUUUUUUUUUUUUUUACUGCAGUGAAAUUGCCAGGAAGCAGAACAUACAUUCACCCCCACACUUACGAGGACCCAAAUCAAGCCAUCCGGGAUUUUGCCAAGGAAAUCGAUGCCUCCACUAUACAUAUAGAGAGAGUUAUAGGUGCAGGUGAGUUUGGUGAGGUUUGCAGUGGCCGUCUGAAGCUCCCCAGCAAGAGAGAAAUCUACGUGGCCAUCAAAAGUCUAAAGGCAGGAUACUCAGAGAAGCAGAGGCGGGACUUCCUGAGCGAGGCCAGCAUCAUGGGCCAAUUCGACCACCCCAACAUCAUCAGACUGGAGGGAGUCGUUACCAGAUGCAAGCCCGUGAUGAUUAUUACAGAGUACAUGGAGAAUGGAUCGUUGGAUACUUUCCUGAAGAAACAUGAUGGGCAGUUCACGGUCAUUCAGCUGGUGGGGAUGAUGCGUGGAAUCGCUUCAGGAAUGAAGUAUCUGUCUGACAUGAGCUACGUCCACCGUGACCUGGCGGCACGCAACAUCCUGGUGAACAGCAACCUGGUGUGCAAAGUGUCCGACUUCGGCCUGUCCAGAGUGCUAGAGGACGACCCUGAAGCUGCGUACACCACACGGGGCGGAAAGAUUCCCAUUCGAUGGACGGCCCCUGAGGCUAUAGCGUACAGGAAGUUCACCUCAGCAAGUGACGUUUGGAGUUACGGCAUCGUCAUGUGGGAGGUGAUCUCAUAUGGAGAGCGGCCUUAUUGGGACAUGUCUAAUCAAGACGUGAUUAAAGCUAUAGAUGAGGGUUACAGGCUGCCUGCUCCAAUGGACUGUCCCGUAGUCCUCCACCAGCUGAUGUUGGACUGCUGGGAGAAGAGCAGAAGCGAACGGCCCAGAUUCGGGCAGAUCGUGAACACUCUUGACAAACUGAUCCGCAACCCCACCAGUCUGAACGAGCUCGCCAACAGCUCAGUCUGGGAAGACCCCACCACCCCAGAGUUCAAUGUGAGUACGGUGGAUGAAUGGCUGGACGCCAUCAAUAUGGGCCAAUAUAAAGACAACUUCGCCAGCGCGGGAUACGUUUCUCUAGAUUCCAUACUGUACAUCAGCUUGUGUGAGUUAAGCAAGAUGAGCGUGACUCUGGUUGGGCACCAAAAGAAGAUUGUCUCAGCCGUCCAGAGUUUGCAUGCACAGGGGACUCAUGUGCAAAUAUAACAAGCCUUCUCCACCGCCUGAGAGCGUACAGGCUGAGAGUUACCAACUGCUCCCACCACACUCCCUAUCAGCAGCUUCACUGUACAGUUCCCACCCUGGAUGUUUCCGCAUACAACCCUUUUGUCAGCGCUCUGGUUUCCGUCCAUGCACGUCCGAGCUUCCUACAGGCAGAGGGACACACUGAGACUGAUCUACAAUCGCUUGACAAGGCCACGGCAAAUCAGAUAUGAAGUAUGGUUAUUAAACACAAAAGAGAAACAAAAAAGGAACAAUAAUACAUUAGGGAGAAUUCACAGCUUGUGUUUUACAGUUUCAACAUUUUGCAUUUCAUAUUUGACGUUUUGCAUAUCAGAGGUCGGACUGUUAUUCUUAAAAGGAGGGUUGUUGUUUCUUUUUUCUCACAUCCACGUUUGGGAUAUCAGUCUGUCCUCCUACAUCACUUAUAAGCCACAGUAAAAUAUCAGAUGAUGUUUACAGUAUAUUUAUUUUGUCAUAAUUGAGGCAGCGUUUGAGCUCAGAUGGAUUCAGGUCGCAGCUUCCAGUAUUGAGGCGAAAAGGCAACAGAGGUUUGCGUUCCACCAGCAAAGAUGGCCGGAAACAUCUGCAACGACAAAGGAGACAUCUAAGGCCGUGCCGUGCACAGGACAAGAUAAGCUGAGAAAUAAUUGCUCUCCACUCAUCGCCGUGUUGCUUAUGCAAACAGUGCAAGCAUUUGAAUAAGAAAUAGAGAAAGAGACUUCUCAAACACACUUCCGGAUGUCUUAAGUAAAAUAGAAAAGUUAUUUCUGUCCAUUCGCCACACAGAUAUGCCAACAUGUUGUACCCCUGCAAGGUUUGUGCACAUCAGAUCAAGCAAACACAACUUCAAAAGGUCAUUAUGAAGUGUGCGUGCGCUCUUGUGCACCACGUUUGCAUUGUCUUUACGUUUAAACUCGUAGUGCGUGACAACUAUUGUACUAUAGUGUAUAAAAUGUACAGUGUUGAUUUAAAAAAAAAAAAAAAAAAAGAAGACGGAAAAACUAGAAUGUUUGCAAUGAUGUACUUUUAUUCACUAUGAAGAGGAGAAGUGGCCGUGUGUUGGCGUUAUCAUCGUCGUUUGCCGAUGUGCGAUAAUAACUCAUCUCUGGAAUGUAGCAUGGAUGCUAAGCUUCAUCUUUGAUUGACAGGUGACAGUGACUGCAGUUUUUCACUCAAGUGGUGCCCUUAGCUGCUUGAUUUUAGAUGCCUUAUUAACUUUGCAGUUCUCUCUUUUUCUCAUCCUCCCCUUAAAAACGUUAUCAUGAAGUAUAAUGUAUAUAGUAUUUAUCAUUGCGUCACUGAGAAGCUGGAGCUCGAUGUUAAAGCCAGGCUCGAUGUUUUUACCGUUUUAGUCUGCUGUUUGUGGAAACGCGUUCGAUCUGCGCCGCUCUCGCCAGAGGCAUAGAUGCAUGUGGUAUAGGAAUGGAGAGGUUUUCAUGACUCUAUUGGGCUGAACUAAAUUCCUCUUUAAUGAGACUGAUUUGCUGCACUGUAUAUUUUUGUACUAGUGAGGUUGUUCUGUAAAGUAGAAGUCUACCCGUUUUAUUUAAAUAUAUAUGAGACAUAAUUACAGGAACAGAUGGAAAUGAGAGAUAAUCAUACUUCAAAUCAUGAUUCCCUGACGUCAUUUCACAUUUUGAUUCCUUUUAUGUCAUUGAUUGUUUCAAUGCUUCAGCACAACACUGUAACUAAUUGCAAGACUUACUCGGAAUCUGUAGGGGGGGGGUUUCCACAUUUCCUGCGCUGCUUUUGUGGGAAAAUCUGUGAAAUUUUGCUGAAAGGAUUUGAAUAUGCUCAAAUUUCUUUAUUCAAAAUGGAAUUAUAAUUAGUAAAAAAAAAAAAAAAUGUCAGAAUUCUGUGAUCGCAGAUUCCGUGUGGAUUUAACUAAGCACACAUAACCACAGUUCCUUUCAUCAAUUUUUAAGGAAGAUCCAUCAUCACCUGUUAUUAGAAUAUGUAAAACUGGAUACUUUUCAUAAAAGGUGAAAAUCCAGAAAAUUACAUCUCAAGCCAUGUUUAAAAUGGUGACAUAUUUAGUUCCCCUAAUUAAAACGGCAUAAACAACAAUACAAAUCAUCAAUCAAAAAUAUAAAUCAUAAUAAUAAAUGCAAGGAUCACUACUAUUGCACUUUUCUUUAGUUUUUCCCAUGAGUAUUUUAUAUAUCCCAUGAGAAAAAAAACACUUCCUUAAACAAGUGAUAAUGCAUUUAGAUUAAUUAAUUUGUUCUAUCCUGAGAUUGUUAAUGAAUCUUUAUACACUAAAUCUGAGAUUUCAAUAUGUAAAAUAAUUUCAGAAGGCCAGAAACUCAUCCAUUUUUAUUCUCAUUUUUCAAUCCAAAAUUAAAUCCAUUCAACUCUGUCUUGGGAGGCAAUAUGUGGCUAAAUUGGCUGCAGAAAAUUGCAUUGAAAUAAUAAAAACAUGAUAAUGAUGAUAGUGACAGUGAUGAUAAUAGCAGAAUUAAUGACCAUUAAUAAAACAUAAGCUCCAGUUUUUACUACUGCAACAUAAACUUUCCAGUUUUGCAAAUACAGCUAAAUAAAGAAUUUUAUAUAUCUGCUCACCAAAUGAA
This is a messenger RNA of Sinocyclocheilus rhinocerous, 6584 nucleotides long. Its product is annotated as ephrin type-A receptor 3-like. The transcript has 21 exons. Gene Ontology annotation, biological process: protein phosphorylation; axon guidance; ephrin receptor signaling pathway. Gene Ontology annotation, cellular component: plasma membrane; dendrite. The record is from RefSeq and is a predicted model, not a curated record. Gene Ontology annotation, molecular function: ATP binding; transmembrane-ephrin receptor activity; nucleic acid binding. Bases 1 to 3996 code for a protein of 1331 amino acids. NCBI's taxonomy places the organism in Eukaryota, Metazoa, Chordata, Actinopteri, Cypriniformes, Cyprinidae.